This is a messenger RNA of Spirodela intermedia, 1191 nucleotides long. The record is from the annotation of a GenBank genome assembly. Lineage: Eukaryota; Viridiplantae; Streptophyta; Magnoliopsida; Alismatales; Araceae.
AUGGGGGAGAGCCACCAGCACCACAACCAUCAGCACCACGGCCACCAGCUCCUGCACAGCCCCCGGCCGCCGGCGCAGUCCCGGCUGGGUGGGAUGAAGGGGCCCGGCGAGAUCGUGGAGGUGCAGGGAGGACACAUUGUGCGGUCCACGGGAAGGAAGGAUCGGCACAGCAAGGUCUUCACGGCCAAGGGCCCGAGGGACCGCCGGGUUCGCCUCUCCGCUCACACUGCCAUCCAGUUCUACGACGUCCAGGACCGCCUCGGCUACGAUCGACCCAGCAAGGCCGUCGACUGGCUCAUCAAGAACGCCAAGGCCGCCAUUGACGAGCUUGCGGAGCUCCCCGCUUGGCAUCCCGCCGGGGCCGCGUCCUCCAACCCACGGCCGCCGACCGAACUGGGCCCGAUGGAGGAGGAGACCACCGACGCUGUCGGGGAGUCCAGCAAGAGGCCGUCGCAGACAUCGGAACCUCUGGGGUCCUCCCCAUUUGGGUUCACUUCCGGCAGCAUUCUCCCCCCUUCUCUGGACUCGGACGCCAUCGCGGAUACCAUCAAGUCCUUCUUCCCCAUUUCCGCCGCCACCGGCGGUUCUUCGAGCCCCCCAAUUGGCUUCCAGAGCUAUCCAGUGGACUUCAUGUCGCGCACCAGCAGCCAGGGGCAAGAUCUCCGCCUCUCCCUUCACUCGUUUCAGGAACCGAUUCUCCUGCACGGGCAUCCGCCGCCCGCCACACAGCACCGCCAAGCCGGCUCGGCCGCCGAGCAAGUUCUUUUCUCCAACUACGACGCUGGCUCGGGGAGCUGGUCCGAGCAGAACCUACGGAUGUUCCCAUGGAAUGGCGCUCCAGAGGGCGGCAUUGGCGGCGCCACCGGCGGCGGAAACAAUGGCGGGUACAUCUUCACGAUGCCACCGCCGCACGCAACGCCGCUGCAUCCGCUGCUCGGCCAGAGCUCGUAUUUUUCACAGAGGGGUCCCCUUCAGUCCAGUAGCCCGUCACAUGUUCGCGCUUGGACGGACACAUUCGCCGCCGCUGAGCACCAGUCAUAUGCCGCGGCGAUGCAUCUGCCGGGGUCGUCUGCAGGCUUCGCGGCCGGCGGCUUUUCAGGGUUCCGCGUCCCUGCGCGGAUUCAGGGUGAAGAUGAGCACGACGGCAUCCCCAGUAAGCCGUCCUCUGCGUCCUCUGCUUCUCGCCAGUGA